This is a messenger RNA of Penaeus vannamei (Pacific white shrimp), 746 nucleotides long. The record is from RefSeq and is a predicted model, not a curated record. NCBI's taxonomy places the organism in Eukaryota, Metazoa, Arthropoda, Malacostraca, Decapoda, Penaeidae.
AUGGUCUUGCUGCCCCCGCGUGCCCGGGCUCCCCGGCCUGACAGCAGUAACACGACUCCUGUUGUGACAAAUAAUGCUGCAAGAUUACAGCAGCUGCAAAACAAAGUGAUAUGUAAGUACUUUUUAGAUGUAUUACAAAUCAAUAAGGAUAUUGGGUGGUUAACAAGUACUGUGUAUUCUCAUAUAGGGCGAGUGUUGGCUGAUAACUUUAAAGGAAGUGAUCAGAUUAAAUGGAUUAUUUUAUUACAUAUUUACAAGAAGAUUACAGCAGCUGCAAAACAAAGUGAUAUAUGCACUCAAGACAUGGUUCCUGGGCUGGCCAAGAUACUCCACAACUGCAGGGAAGGGAUUGGCCUACUCGGGGAAAGCGGUUGCAACCCUGUCACCUGGUCGAUUCACCUGGUUCUGAAUCGGUGCUAGAGGUACCGGAGGAAGCAACUAGCCAGGCCAGGUAGACAGCAGCAGCCAUGAAGGACCAAAGGGCGAACGGCAAGACGUCUCUUCUCUCAUCGCGUAGGAGAGGAACUCUAGGAAUACCUUCACAGCAGAGCAGAGCACCUCCCCAUCCCCUCCCGACAACCUUGCUUGCACUGCUCUUCCCGGGCUCUGUUGUUGGACCAUAAAGAGAUGCUCCGCUUAUCCUAGUGCUGUAAGACGAAAGGAUACAAACAAAAAGGGAGAGAAGAUACGCCCCAAGAGUGAGCCACAAGUUGACACCGUAUUUAGGCAGAAGUUCGCAGUUGCCC